Molecule: messenger RNA, 927 nt
Organism: Anopheles nili
Lineage: Eukaryota; Metazoa; Arthropoda; Insecta; Diptera; Culicidae
Product: fatty acid hydroxylase domain-containing protein 2-like
Exons: 3
Coding region: 1-927 (308 amino acids)
Biological process (GO): sterol biosynthetic process
Molecular function (GO): iron ion binding; C-4 methylsterol oxidase activity
Source: RefSeq, a predicted model, not a curated record
AUGGAGCCUCAGCUUUCGUUGGAUGCCAACCUCGGAAUGGCAUCGUUGAACAAUGGAAAUAUAUCAACGUUUGAUGCACUAUCUCCAACGGUUGGCUCCAACUUUGUCGAACGCAAGUGGAACCAACUACUCGAUGUUAUCGGCGAUGAUCCCGACGUGCUGUACGUUUGGUUCCUCACAACGUAUACAUACACAUUCUUUUGGAUCGUCGGAAUGUUGUUUGUCGCGAUGGAUUUGACCGGAAGGCCGCAAUGCCUGCGGAAGUAUAAAAUCCAACCCGGCACCAACGAGCCUCUCCCGUGGGAUCGCUUCAAACGUCUCGUCCUGACUGUGCUGCGCAACCAGUUCUUGUUCGGCGUGCCCACAAGCUAUCUAGUGUUCCACAGUCGUAAGUUUGUCACGGCGGAAGUCCCGCCCGUACGGGUGUUGCCCACGCCUUUCACCAUCGUGCAGGACAUGCUGGUGUGCAUCAUAUGUUGGGAGAUCGCCUACUACUAUACCCAUCGAUUACUGCACAAUCGCCACGUGUACCGACACUUUCACAAGCAGCAUCACGAGUGGAGUUCACCUGUGGCACUGGCCGCUAUGUACUCGCAUCCUGUCGAAUUUGUCAUCAGCGAUCUGCUUCCGGUGUACGUCGGACCGAUCAUCAUGCGAAGUCACGUGUUCACGAUAAUGAUCUGGUUCUCGUACGUGAUGAUCGACACGCUAGCGGACCACUCGGACUACCAUUUGCCGUUUCUGGCGAGCUCCGAGUUCCAUGACUACCAUCAUCUCAACUUCAACCAGUGUUUCGGCAACUUCGGACUGUGGGACCUUGUUCACGGUACUGCGAAUGAAUUUCUCAAGAAAAAGCAAUUUCGGCGGCACCAUCGGCUUUUAACUCUCCAAUCAGCGCGAGAAUGGAUACCAGAUAAAGAGCAGUAA